CAGAGCCACAGUCCCAUAAUCAACUCCGCACAGACGGCUCGCGCGGGGCCGCGCACGCGCUGGACACUGAUAAGAAAACUGCAAGACCAAGAGUUAUAUUUAGGCUAAACUUACAUUAAUGUCGCUUUUAUUACAGACGACGGGAAGACGAAGGGACGCUCUCGUGCUACACAUGGACCAUCUUCAAAUUGGAAAGAUUUUUUAAUAUGUAGGCGGUGAUGUGGAGUUAAUAACAAGUGAGGAGUUAAUAGCCUACCAAAAACAAAGGGACCGAAGGCGCAUCACUUUAUUUUUUUUUUUAAUAAUUUUUUAAAAAUACCAUAUUUUUUAGUCCUGUUUCACUUUUAAUACAUUUUAUGCAACCAUUGUAAUACAUUUUCAAUAGCAUGCCUGAACAGGUAUUUUAGAUCGCCGCGCUCUCACAUAAAGACGUCUUUAUUGGACUAAACCAUGCAAAUGAACGAUUAAAUAAACGCCAGCUGAGGAAUCCGGGAUCUCUGCGCUUCGCCUGGAAACAAACCUCUUCGCUUUAAUCCGCAAACCACCUUUCAAAGGACUUCAAAUGGGCCACUUGCUCCUCAGAAGAGAGAGUCAUUCUGCCGUGGAGGGCAAUUUGAAUGUUUGCGCACUGAGAGGAAUGUCGAGCCUGCAGAGCCGCUGAGGGACUCAGACUGCUGCUUAAUUAACCCGAUAUUUGCUCGCGAGUCGGAGCCCGGUGCGGAGCGUCUCUCGCGCGUCUCUCUAAAUGCGCGCUGUCCCGCGGAGCCCCGCAGCGGCACGGCAGCAUGAUGAGAUCGCGGAUCCCGCUCCUUCUCGCGGUACUUGCGGCGGCGUGUCUGCGGUUUGGCAGUGCGGAGGCUGAUCCUCUCCCGGCCGCUGUGGUUGAGUUGGUGAAGGGUGGAUCUGUGUCUUCUAUUCAAGAUCUGCAGUUUUUGCUGUUCUCCGAAUCUAUAGAGGUUGAGCCGAACGGUCACCAUGACAACGACACCAGCAACCGUCUGCCACGCAGCCUUCUGGACGCUCAGCCGGCUCAGCAAGCCAUCUGUAAGGUCAGGACCGAGGUCAUCGAGGUCACACGCUCCAUGUUGGACCGUAGCAAUGCAAAUUUCCUGCUGUGGCCUCCGUGUGUGGAGGUGCAGAGGUGCUCGGGCUGCUGUAACACCAAGAGCCUGCAGUGUGUGCCUGUACUCACACACACACGAUACCUGCAGGUGAUGAAGAUACAGUAUGUGAACAAACGGCCGCUUUACGAUAAGGCGGUAGUCUCUGUUCUCGACCACGUGGAGUGUCGCUGUCAGCCGGCUCCUCGGCCCGCUCAGCGCCGGAAAUCAGCCGGCAACAAACAAGAGGGACGGGAGCGCUCUGGGAAACCUCGACCCAAAGAUGAGCUCCAUCGCAGGGACGAACUCAAACACAACCAGAGGUUAAGUCUGGAGGACCUUUUCGGCCACAGCUGGCUGCCCAAAGAGAGCUUCUCCGAGCCAGGAUUCGGCCGGGACGGCUGGGCUCUGAACGAGACGCAGUACGGAGGGGGCAAAGGUCAUCACCGUCACCCUGGGGACGGAAGGAGACACGGCAAAACAAAUGACACAGUUCCACUGCCGAAUCACACCGAGCAGGAAGAAACUGACUUGUCAUCGCGCAACGUUACGCGAUUCGAAUCGCUGAGUAGCGCUAACCAAAGCAUAACCAAUCAGACUUCUGAUCUUACCAUGACUACACUGGAUUUGACCAAUCAGACUGCAAUGCACCGGUCAAAUCUAACGCAAGGAAAUCAGACAGACCAACCCGCCUCUAACGCCACAGGGACAGCCGAUCAGAAUCGAGGAGAUGUGUUUCUGUCUGUAGAGGAGAGCGGUCAGAAGCUGAGAGGUCAGACUACGGACGUGGAGGUGAAGGAGGAGGAGCGAGAGCAGAGACAAAUGGACAAAAAGACCAAGGAGGAGGAAACGGAAGAGCUGCUGCUAAUGCACAAAAACAUGGAUGAAGAAAAACACAAACAUCACCUCAAAGUACAGCACAAGAAUAUACAGCCGGACGAGAAACUACAGCAGCUCCAUCACAAACAACUCACUCAUACAACAACACAGAGGACAGGAACUACAUCUGCUCCCGCGCAACGCCUCCCUCCCCACAAACCCCCCAGACCACCUCCUCACCCCCCGAAACGGAGGAGAAAGCAGCGCAAUCGCAUCAGCAAAUCAGCCAUGAGAGCCCUGCUCAUGUAAAUCAAACAUACACGGAUAAAUAAUCAGAUGGAUGCAAUCUCUCCCAUAAGAAUUAUUAUUUAUGUAACCGGCGUGUCCUGGGACGUUCAGAAAUAUGGCACUAAUCACUUUUCACAAAACAGCUGCAGCCAGGCCAUUCUCACCUCUCACAAACUUCCUAAUCUCAUUCUCUGCUCAAAGCCAUGCGGACAAAACCGGUCCUGACACAGAAGAUGUUUCAUGGAGGAUGGUUCGGCUUCUCUUUGAAAGGACACUCAACUUUUCAGGUUCUGGAGUGGGACUUGGCAAUAAAUCCAGAAGUUCAGGACAUCAGAAGGGUGAAAUAUCUUUUGAACGCUGAACAGAAGAACCGUACGUCAGGGGGUCAGUUAAAUAGCCUGUUCGCCACAGAACUGCCAAAAUGUGGAAGAGAACGGCUUGAAAAGACCUUGAUAAAAUUUCCUUUAGUCACUCACCUUAAGAAACAAACCGGCAGUUGCUCCUGUGCUGCAUCUAUCACUUAGAGUCGCCCCAAAAAGCGGUUGCCAUGUUCAUUUUGGUUAUAAAGCUGAGGCUUGUAUUUGAUGAAAUCAUUAAAAAAAGAAUUAUUGUUGUUUAUCUCUUAAUUCAGUAUUAUCAAAAAAAAAAAAACCUUGAAAAAGCACACUCCAGGAAUGCAAUCAAAACAUUCUGUUGUCAUUGUUUUGUCAUAUUUCAAACCAUACGUUUUGCUUAAAACAGACAAACGCAAAGAACUCUUGAAAACCUUUGUAUUUUAAUAUAUUACCAGUCAAAAUCACAAAGUACCUUUGCUUUAAGUUGUUUUCAGUCUCAUUUGUUAUUAUUUAAGCGAUUCUUAACACUGGAAGUUCACACAGGAUAAAGCAAGGGAAUGCAUUUCUGUCUCAAUUAAUUCCUCAUACCUCUAAGAGUGCAAAGGUGCUACCUUAUAACACAAAGCAGUAAGAGUUUAUUCAUUAAUAUUAUUUAUUCUUUUGUAAAUCUGUUCUGUUCACAGCAGGGCCGGUGUUUCACCGUUGUCUUACAAAGCGCUCACCAGAAGACCAAAAUGUGGAUUAUUUGUAGUAUGUUCAUGUACAGAUGGUCUGUUUUGGAUUUAUACUAAACGUUGCAGAUUGUGCAGCAUUUGCACUCUUUUUUUAUAAGUAGAAUAAAAUUUAAACACUAACCA
Puntigrus tetrazona (Sumatra barb) is the source of this 3399-nucleotide messenger RNA. It is a transcript of the gene pdgfbb, whose product is annotated as platelet-derived growth factor beta polypeptide b. Gene Ontology annotation, molecular function: platelet-derived growth factor receptor binding; growth factor activity. Gene Ontology annotation, cellular component: membrane. Bases 786 to 2228 code for a protein of 480 amino acids. Lineage: Eukaryota; Metazoa; Chordata; Actinopteri; Cypriniformes; Cyprinidae. Gene Ontology annotation, biological process: positive regulation of phosphatidylinositol 3-kinase/protein kinase B signal transduction; positive regulation of MAP kinase activity; positive regulation of ERK1 and ERK2 cascade. The transcript is spliced from 7 exons. The record is from RefSeq and is a predicted model, not a curated record.